AGGUCGAGGAGGGAGCCGUGUACCGUUACGAAGUCCAAGCUUGGAUGGGCAGCAGAAGCAGCGAGUUGUCUCCUGCUCUUCUCUACACACACGGCCAAGGCUUCUGCGGGGACGGAAACGUUGAUCCAGGUGAAGAAUGUGAUGACGGAAAUACUUGUCCAGGUGAUGGCUGCGAUCCGAAAUGUCACUUUGAAAAGAAGUUUAUGUGCAAAGGUUCGCCAAGCAUGUGCUACGCCUACGAAGACGAUGGCGUCUGCGAAUCUUCGGAACGGGAAAGUAACGUCAGGGACUGCGGAUUCUUCACUCCAGCCGGAUUUUUCGACCAGUGGGCAUCUUCUGUUCACAUUGCACAGGAGAUACUCAGGACCAACUGUCCUCCAGAAGCGAUCCUGGGUCCUCCGCCGAAGGACCAGAUAUGUGGCCGCGACGUCAACACCAACCACUCGUGGCACCCAUGCGACGUACCCGAAGCCUCUGCUUACACGUUGAUCGCCUCCUUCGAGAGACCAGUGGUGGCGGCUGCCGUGCAGGUCUACAUCGCGUCCGAGGGCCUGGCUACUCUUUCCUUGCCUUUGCUGACCGUGGAGCUGCUUCACGACGAGAGCCCCACCGGAGGCGACCACCAGACCGGCUACGAGUUCGUCGAUUCGCGACGCGUGUCAUGUCGAGCGAAUCCCAUCGAAGUUCCCGUGGUUCAUGAUCUGACUCAGCCGUUCCGCCUCACCAGGUCCGUACGCAUCAACUUCACAGCUCCGGACGUCUCGAUAGGGGCCGUGCGCCUGAGGUCUUCGAGGACUCUAAACCCCGUGGCCGUGUCCCAGUGCUCUUACAAGGAGCUCUACCACCCGGCCCUGGAGAAAUGUGUAAGCUACAGCUGCGAGAGACCUCGUUGCCCGAAGCCUUCCAUGAGGAACGCGCGUCUCCUCUGCGAAGGUGAAGAAGAGGGAGACACGUGUGUGAUUCGCUGCGACGAGGGUUACGUCCUCACCGGGGACGACAGUGGCGACCGUCUCAUGUGCAAUGGCGGCACGUGGACGGGCUCAGAGAACCUCUGCAAGCCAGUGGACUGUAAGACGCCGCUGAUUGCGCACGCCGAUCCGAUGUGCACCGACGGAACCACAUUUGGCAAGACCUGCAGCUUCAAGUGCAGGCCACCGGCCAGGUUUAAAGGAAGCGCCGGGGGUCUGGCAAGUAUUGUAUGUCAGAAGGACGGCCGCUGGUCCGAGCCCGAGCACCAGUGCCACGUGUCUUGCCCAGCGCCGUCUGCUCCUCCGCACGCCGUCAUGGCCAAUUGCCGCGGUUCCGACCAGCUCCACUUCGGCCACAAGUGCCGGUUUCACUGCAAGACGGGAUAUCACGUCAAGGGCCACGCCAACAAAAAGAGAGCCUUCCACUUGGUGUGCAGCGAGAGCGGCGCGUGGACCGGACCAGCGUGUACACCAGUCGCCUGCACAGCACUUCCGUCCGUAUACACGGGGCUUUACAGCUGCACAGACUCCUGGUACGCGGGCUCUAUCUGCACCCUCACCUGUCCGGGCGCACUCAGUACAACAGAACUAAGGUGCGAGCUGGAUGGCGUUUGGAACAGAGACCCUCCUGUGUGCAGUUUUAGCCACCUCAGCUGCCCUGAACCCCGAAAUCGCUCGGGUGUCAUCCACUUUCGUUGUGCUUCAACGAGCGUUGGUUCAACGUGCAACGUGACCUGUCAUCAGCCAGACUACGAGCCGGUGUUUUCCCAAGACAGCCGGCAGCUAUCACUGGCCCAGGCCAUCGUCUGCUCCGGGGCGGGUCUUUGGCACCCAGAUACGGACUAUCUAGAAUGCCGGCGCAGGUGUAACAAAGAAUACAUAGGAGACGGCUGGUGCGACGCCGCUAACAACCAGGAGCAUUGCGACUGGGACGGUGGCGAUUGCUGUGCCUCCACCGUUGCUGGUCAUGUGGUGAAAAGCUUCCCUCCCAAUUGCCCCGCCGACGAGUGCGUUUGCAAGGACCCGCGCGGCCGCCAGUGACUUGGCAAGCUCUGUGGCUGUGCGCUUGUGUGUGUGACGCCGCCUUGUGUGGAGGACCACUGCCGGGCUCGCUCGCAAAAGGACGUUAGUCACAUUGCCAUGAACUUCGUUAGCCUGAAAAUAAAUGAAAUGUAAAGUUUAUUCCUACCCAUUCCUGAACAACCCGUCUGCUGAAAUGCCAACCCACGGGAGGCUCCAAGAUCGAUGCACGCCAAACAUGCGUCGGCGGGCGUUCCAAACGAUCGGCUUAAGACCACUUUGUUCGAGGUAUGGUUUAACUCAUCGUCAACCUUCUUAGACGCGAGCAUUAAAGCGACGUUUGGCCACUUCCGCCCAGUGUUGGACACUUGCCGCUCGUAAGAUGUUGCCUCGUGUCUAAGCGCGCAGUUAACUAUAGGACGUCAGAAUCGUAGUUGUGAAACGCUGGAGGUGAAACCAUGCAUG
Messenger RNA from Dermacentor silvarum, 2453 nucleotides. Its product is annotated as pappalysin-1. The transcript has 9 exons. The record is from RefSeq and is a predicted model, not a curated record. Lineage: Eukaryota; Metazoa; Arthropoda; Arachnida; Ixodida; Ixodidae. Bases 45 to 2009 code for a protein of 654 amino acids.